AUGACUGUGAUGUCUCAAGAAGAAAUGAUGGUGGGUAUUAAGACUGUUGCCCAAGGAUUGGAGGCCCUCAAAAAUGAGUUAACAGCAUCUAAUAACCCUUCUGGUCAAAAUACAAUGCAACCAGAAGAAAAACAGUCAAUGCUCCAAAAAACUUUAGAUAUGACAGAAUUGGGUCUUGGAGAAGCUCAGGUUAUGUUAGCUUUGGCUUCCCAUCUUCAAAAUGUAGAAGCAGAAAAACAAAAAUUAAGAACUCAGGUCCGUAGACUUUGUCAAGAAAACGCGUGGUUAAGAGAUGAGUUAGCAAAUACACAACAAAAAUUACAAGCUUCUGAACAGGCUGUUGCAUUAUUAGAUGAACAAAAUAAACAUUUAGAGUUUAUGGCAUCUAUCAGUAAAUUUGAUGCUGAUAAGACUGAAGAUCAGACUGAAAAUAAACAAGAAAAAUCUAAGAAUGAUGAUCCGGUUGUUGAUUUAUUUCCAGAUGAUGAAAAUGAAGAAAGAAAUACAUUGUCACCUACACCACCAUCACAGUUUGCUCAACAAGUAAAUGCUGGAGCUGGUUAUGAGAUUCCAGCACGUUUAAGGACAUUACAUAAUUUAGUGAUUCAGUAUGCGUCACAAGGAAGAUAUGAAGUUGCUGUCCCAUUAUGUAAACAAGCUUUGGAGGAUUUAGAAAAAACAUCAGGCCAUGAUCACCCAGACGUAGCUACCAUGUUGAAUAUUUUAGCUCUUGUCUAUAGAGAUCAAAACAAGUAUAAAGAUGCUGCUAAUUUACUGAAUGAUGCUUUGGCAAUACGUGAAAAGACUCUAGGAGAAAAUCAUCCCGCUGUCGCAGCAACAUUAAACAAUUUAGCAGUACUUUAUGGGAAACGAGGUAAAUAUAAAGACGCUGAACCAUUGUGUAAACGAGCUUUAGAAAUCAGAGAAGCAGUAUUAGGUAAAGGACAUCCAGAUGUAGCUAAACAAUUGAACAACUUAGCCCUGUUGUGCCAAAAUCAAGGUAAAUAUGAAGAAGUAGAACGAUAUUAUCAACGAGCAUUGGAAAUAUAUGAAAAGAAGCUAGGACCAGAUGAUCCCAAUGUAGCUAAAACAAAAAAUAAUUUAGCUUCCUGUUAUUUAAAACAAGGCAAAUAUAAAGAAGCUGAAAUACUAUAUAAACAGGUGUUAACUAGAGCUCAUGAAAGAGAAUUCGGAACAAUAGAUGGCGAUAAUAAACCAAUAUGGCAGGUGGCUGAAGAACGUGAAGAAAAUAAAAACAAAAGUACAGGUGCAGCACCAUAUACAGAGUAUGGUGGUUGGCAUAAAGCUGCUAAAGUAGAUUCACCAACAGUAACUACCACACUUAAAAAUCUAGGAGCGUUAUACAGAAGACAAGGAAAAUAUGAAGCUGCAGAAACUCUUGAAGACUGUGCAUUACGUUCUAGAAAAGAGGCUUUUGAUAUAGUAAAACAAGCCAAAGUUGCACAGAUUCUUAGUGGAUCAACUAGUAGUGUAAAUAGUAAUGACAGGAGAAACCGAUCAAGUCGUUUGAUUGGUUCUAGGGAAUCAUUGGAGUAUGAUACCAGUUCUACUGGAACAAAAUUAGACGAGAGCGGGGCUGAGUUGGGCAAACAAAGCGGCUUGAAAACAAAACUAUUCAGUGCUCUAGGGCUGAACAACUCCUCUUCUGCCUGA
Molecule: messenger RNA, 1674 nt
Organism: Macrosiphum euphorbiae (potato aphid)
Lineage: Eukaryota; Metazoa; Arthropoda; Insecta; Hemiptera; Aphididae
Source: the annotation of a GenBank genome assembly